This is a messenger RNA of Cotesia congregata, 717 nucleotides long. NCBI's taxonomy places the organism in Eukaryota, Metazoa, Arthropoda, Insecta, Hymenoptera, Braconidae. The record is from the annotation of a GenBank genome assembly.
AUGGUAAAAUUUUCAGAUAUCAAGAUGUCGGAAUCAGACUUACUAACCGCUGACCAAUUGGAUGGAUUUGACGAGUUCGAGAACGGAGACUCCCGCCAGGACGAGGAUUCAAUUUUGCAAACGGAGGAGAACACCAAGGAAGAAGUAACCGAGUCAAGUAUCGAUCCAGAGUUGGAAGCUAUAAAGGCGCGAGUCCGCGAAAUGGAGGAAGAAGCCGAGAAGCUGAAGCAGUUGCAGUCCGAGGUAGACAAACAGAUGAACAUGGGGGCCCUGCCGGGCAUGAUAUCCCUGAACACCUCGAUGGAAGAAAAAAUAGAGAUAGACAAUCGGUCCAUCUACGUGGGGAACGUCGACUACGGAGCCACCGCGGAAGAGCUCGAGCAACACUUCCACGGGUGCGGUAGCGUCAACAAAGUAACCAUCCAGUGCAACAAGUACGACGGACACCCCAAGGGAUUCGCGUACAUCGAGUUUGCAGAGCGCGACGCCGUCGAGACAGCGAUGGCUCUUGAUGAGUCUCUUUUCAGAGGUCGCCAGAUAAAGGUCAUGCCCAAGAGAACGAACAAACCGGGGAUCUCGACGACCAACAGAGGACCCCGAGGAGCCAGAGGAUAUCGCGGAGCUGCUCGAGGACUCAGUCGCGGCAGCGCUUACUUCAGGUCGAGACCCAUGCGGCGACCAACCAGCUAUAGACGCGGAUACUACAUGCCCUACUAA